This is a messenger RNA of Polyodon spathula (Mississippi paddlefish), 1662 nucleotides long. Its product is annotated as TNF receptor-associated factor 1-like. Gene Ontology annotation, cellular component: cytoplasmic side of plasma membrane; plasma membrane signaling receptor complex. The transcript has 6 exons. The record is from RefSeq and is a predicted model, not a curated record. Gene Ontology annotation, biological process: positive regulation of canonical NF-kappaB signal transduction; positive regulation of JNK cascade; protein K63-linked ubiquitination. The coding region runs from base 1 to 1074 and encodes 357 amino acids. Gene Ontology annotation, molecular function: ubiquitin-protein transferase activity; ubiquitin protein ligase binding; tumor necrosis factor receptor binding. Lineage: Eukaryota; Metazoa; Chordata; Actinopteri; Acipenseriformes; Polyodontidae.
AUGAGUGCCCUUUAUCCACAGCCUGAGGACUCUGUGCUAGAAUGUCAAGCAGAAGGUGGCACAGCCACUGGGGCGCUGCAGGACAGCCAGUUAGUGGAGAAACCUAACAGGGAAGGGAUUGCUGGGCUCCAUGCCUGUGCCAAGGAGAGAACAAAGGACUCUUCUCUAUCGCUGGAUAAGACUUCUGGAAAACAAGAUUGGGAGAAAAAGGAUAAGCUUCACAUUCUCCUGGAAGACUCUCUGUGCAAGGGAGGACAAGAACUGCUGGAGACCUUUGCAGAGUUGACCAAGGUACUGGAGUCAAAGGUCAACACAGGGGGCUGGGGCUGGGGCUGGGGUCCUCUGACGCAGGAGUUCAUUGACAGGAUGGACAGACGGACCUCUGCUCUUGAGGACAGGCAGACGAUCCUGCAGAACAUCCUGGCUGUGAGAACUCGAGAGCUGGAGAGACUGGGAGAUCAAUGGGGCGACAGGGAGAGACUGAGGAGGAGCGAGGAGAGGAUCGCUCUGCUGGAGAAGCAGCUCCAGCAGCAGGAGUCUGCCCUGGCCCUGAAGGAUCUGUUAAUCUCAGACAUGGAAUCACGCCUCCUGCUGGCUGAGAACACAUCCUACAAUGGAAGCUUCAUCUGGAGAAUCAGCAACAUGAAUCAGAUACUGUGGGCUGCGCAGACUGGCAAGACCACUGCAAUCGAGUCUCCCUCUUUCUACACGGACCGCUAUGGGUACCGGUUAUGCAUGAAGCUAUACCCCAACGGAGAUGGAGCCGGGAAGGGGUCCCACCUUUCCCUCUUCCUUGUCAUCUUACAAGGAGAACAUGACUUCAUGCUCCAGUGGCCUUUCCUGCACAAGGUCGAGUUUGUGCUUUUAGACCAGCAGACUCAGCAACAUGCCUCCGCAUCCUUCAAGCCUGUGAACUCUGCUCCCUUCCGACAGCCAGUCUCUGAGAAGAACACGGCCAGCGGCCUGCCUCAGUUCUACCCCCUGUCUCAGCUCCAGGCAAGCGGUCGCACCUUCAUCAAGGAUGACAACAUGUUCAUCAAGGCUGUCAUCGACACCAGGAAGACAGAGAGAUAAGCUAUAGUUCGGAGAAUUUAAGAGUUGAGGCAAAUUUUCUGUGAGGUAUAAAACAACCUACAGUAGUUCAGUUAAAUUCAGUGUAGUUUUUCACUUAUAGACAAAAACAUUUUGUAAAAUUGACAUUGCUCCUUCCUCGGCCUAUCAUUUUGAAAGUGUUCAGCAUGAUACUAGGGAGCCCGGGAGGGGACAGGAGAGAAGAAAUUCUAUAUUUCGUGGACAUUACUAUCUCGUAGUCACAAGAUACCUAUUUUGUGCGCAAAUAUAUAUCUUUCUCUCAGGUCCCCUCUUGGGCUCCAUAUUAUACAGCUGGAGUAAAGACUCCAGCAAUAAUGUUGUCUACACAGCAAAUGUGUAGAACAGAGAGACAAGUAUGGCAGGCUAUUAGGUUAAUAAACUCAAUUUUUUUUUUUUUUUUUUUUUAUUCUACAAUCGAGUUAUAUAAUCCAAGGUUUUGUAAGCACGCCAAACUUAUUUAUUUCUCAUUUCUGUAAAACUGACAGUUAAAUAAAAAAGACUGGAGCAAAUGCUUUGUAAAUGACGGCCUAAGUGACUACAGAUAAAUGUAAAAUGCCCCCUGCCCCCCCC